Mucor mucedo is the source of this 507-nucleotide messenger RNA. RefSeq lists its product as uncharacterized. The coding region runs from base 1 to 507 and encodes 168 amino acids. NCBI's taxonomy places the organism in Eukaryota, Fungi, Mucoromycota, Mucoromycetes, Mucorales, Mucoraceae. The transcript has 6 exons. The record is from RefSeq and is a predicted model, not a curated record.
AUGGAAAUGGUCUGGUGCUAUGCUACAUCAUCCAUGUAUCAAAAUGAUACUGUAUCUAUGUAUACGAAAUCAACAAGUAUACUAUUUAAUAACUUUUGCUUAUUUAAUACACAUAAAAACGAUCAAAUAAAAAGCACUGCUUUGUAUGAAUUAUCUAGCAUUUAUAGCAUGGUAAAAGUGACUAUGAGUGUUAUGAUAUUAUGUACCCGUCGAUCAAGAAUUGUUGUAUACACAAAUAUCCCGAAGUGUAUACAAGCACUAUUCUCUUACAAUGCACGCAUGGUCCACACAUGCUUACUGCAAUAUGUUUACAUUAAAUCAUUCUCUCAGCCUGCUCUAUUAAUUGACAAGUACCGAAAGGACUUUAACAAGGAUCGAUGGAAUGAUUUUAUAUGCGAUUUUAUUCCGGUACAAGAGCCCGGUACCGAGAUCUAUUAUGAUGCAAUGGACCUCACAAGACCCAAACGAAGGUUUAAGCCAAAGGUCACGAAGACAAGACUAAAAUAA